AUGUUCAAAAAAAUUAUCACAUCAACUUUGGUAAGGUCCUCUCAAUAUGGUAAAUUUUUAAAUGAUAAUAAUUUUCAAGUUAGGAAUAUUAAUACAAAUGUUUUAAGUUUUUCUCAACCAUUAAUAUUCAAAAAAGAAACCCCAACAUUUUUCACACCCAAAACUUUAAUUAGUAAUAAUAAUAAUUCAUUCAAAUUUGGCAAUAAAUUAAAUUAUUCAACUGAAUAUAAUAAAAACAAACCAACUGAUACAAUAUUAAAAGAUUCAAUAUUUGAAAAAGAAAAUAGAAAAGGAAAUGAAAAAUCAUUUUAUUCUGGAAAAUUUAACUAUUUUUUUAGUAAUGCAACAAUUCCAACAAUUGUUUUAAUUGUUGCAUUUUAUUACUUUAGUAAUAGUGCUAUUGAAAAUAUUAAAGAAAGUAACUCUAAAUUAUAUAAUGAUAUUACAAAUCUAAUAAAUGAAUCAAAUAAAACUUUUAAAGAAUUAUUAAGAGAAAUGCGUGAAAAGAAUCAAUUAAUAAUAGAACAAAACAAUCAUCAAAUAUUAAUUCAAAAUAAUAGAGUACUAGUUUCAAUAGUUUUAACAUUUUUAUCUUUAAUUUUUUUCAUUAUUGAUUAUAAAAAGAAAUAUAUGUAG
Messenger RNA from Dictyostelium discoideum AX4, 636 nucleotides. RefSeq lists its product as hypothetical. The record is from RefSeq and is a predicted model, not a curated record. The transcript is spliced from 2 exons. Bases 1 to 636 code for a protein of 211 amino acids. NCBI's taxonomy places the organism in Eukaryota, Evosea, Eumycetozoa, Dictyosteliales, Dictyosteliaceae.